UCUAUUCACUAAACACACACAAAGACACGCGCACGUACACACAAAAGUCUCCACUAAAUGGCGAAAACACACAAAGUACAACAGACCUCCGGAGACUCGAAGAAGAACUAGCUAGUGGUAGGAGAAAGGAAAAAGAAAGAGCGCCGAUACCGUGCUCCUUUGUUGUUAUUAGUGCGGGACGGUGAGCGCUGCUCCGCCUCAUGCUAACGUUAACGUUAACGUCAGUUUUUUCAGUUCGAGAGGGAAACUUCUGCAGUUUCCAAGACACGGAAAACAACAACUAGAAGACACCCAGAAACACCAACCAGAUGUACUUGAGAGCAGAGACCUCCGUUUGAAAGGACCGUAUCUAAACAAGCCUACACCUGGGAACAGUUCGUGUUUGAUGCCAGCGGGAUGGGGAACAGCAGCAGUGACCGGUCCAGCGAUGGGCAGCGGGACAGGUCCUACAGAGAUGGACAACAAGGAGGGAAAGAGGCACGUCCCAACAUCCUGCUAGACAGCACCGAGGACGCAGACCUUUUCCAGAGAGAAGAUACAAAGGCUCCGCAGGAAAUACAGGAAUUUCUGGCCUGGCAGCAGGACCUGGAGAGUGAUAGCAAAAGUCCAACGCAGGCCAGACCGACUAUGUUCAGGUGGCCGGGGGCCGCCAAAGAAGUCUUUGUGUCCGGCUCUUUUAACAACUGGGCCACCAAGAUCCCUCUCAACAAAAGUCAAAAAAACUUUGUGGCUAUCGUGGACCUGCCAGAGGGAGAGCACCAGUACAAGUUCUGUGUAGACGGUCAGUGGACCUUGGAUCCUACUGGGGCUGUGAUGACGUCUAAAACUGGCACAGUUAAUAAUGUCAUCCAGGUAAAGUCAAGCGACUUUGAAGUCUUUGAUGCCCUCAGGAUCGACUCUGAGGAUUCUGCAGAUAUGUCAGACCUGUCCAGUUCCCCUCCCGGCCCCUACCUACAGGAAGCAUAUGUGAUCAAGCCAGAAGACAAGAUCAAGCACCCUCCCAUCUUACCUCCCCACCUGCUGCAAGUGCUGCUCAACAAGGACACAGGGAUCUCUUGUGACCCGACGCUGCUUCCAGAGCCCAACCAUGUGAUGCUCAAUCACCUGUACGCCCUCUCCAUCAAGGAUGGGGUGAUGGUUCUCAGUGCAACGCACCGAUACAAAAAGAAGUACGUGACCACUCUUCUCUACAAGCCAAUAUAAUCCACAGAGCCUUUGUCCUGCCUCUUAUUUUGAAAUGCCAAUAAUUCAUCUGUUGUUGUACACAGCGGCUGAUUGGAUUGUUUUGUUAAAAUCGGACCUACAUAUCUUCCUGGUAUCAAUUUAAAAGAUUUGUUAAAUCUUUUUUUUUUUCUAAUUUUAAAAAAUAUUUUAAAGUUAAACUUGCUGCACAAUGUUUGUCAAUUUAUGAUCCAACCAUAACUCCAACCUAAAGCUUCCCUUUAAAAAAAAAAAAGAAAUGAUAAGUCAGUAUCAACCAAAAACUCCCAAGAGACACGA
Molecule: messenger RNA, 1500 nt
Organism: Perca fluviatilis (European perch)
Lineage: Eukaryota; Metazoa; Chordata; Actinopteri; Perciformes; Percidae
Gene: prkab1b
Product: protein kinase, AMP-activated, beta 1 non-catalytic subunit, b
Exons: 8
Coding region: 397-1203 (268 amino acids)
Biological process (GO): signal transduction
Cellular component (GO): nucleotide-activated protein kinase complex; nucleus; cytoplasm
Molecular function (GO): protein kinase binding
Source: RefSeq, a predicted model, not a curated record